Adelges cooleyi (spruce gall adelgid) is the source of this 2382-nucleotide messenger RNA. Its product is annotated as eEF1A lysine and N-terminal methyltransferase. Bases 173 to 2167 code for a protein of 664 amino acids. The record is from RefSeq and is a predicted model, not a curated record. The transcript has a single exon. Lineage: Eukaryota; Metazoa; Arthropoda; Insecta; Hemiptera; Adelgidae.
AUCGGCUCACAUCACACCAUAGGGCAUGGAUCACACCAUGCACAUUGGAGUGUAGGUCAGCUAUACUUUUAAAUUUAAGUAAUAAUAAUAUAAUAUUAUGUUGUUAAAUUUUUCGGAUGUUUGAACGUCGGUCUUCUGUUGUUAACUUCAAAUCGCGUUGAAAAUUAUAACGAUGGAUUUAAUACCAGAGAAAACCAGCGAUUUCAGUAAACCUGAAUAUUGGGAUUCGUUUUUCACUAAACGAGAGGCUACAUUCGAAUGGUACGGUAAUUACAAUAAUUUAAAACGCUUGCUCACUAAAUAUAUAAGUGCUAAAGAUGUAAUACUAAUGUCGGGGUGCGGAAAUUCCGAUCUAAGUCUUCAGCUGUAUAAAGAUGGUUUUACCAAUGUGGUGAGCGUCGAUAACAGCGAAGUGGUAAUCGCAAAUAUGAAUAAAAAACAUAAACAGAAAUACCCCGGGUUGGUGUACGAAAUGAAAGAUAUAUUGAAAACGGAAUACUCCGAUGAGAAAUUUAGCGUCGUCAUUGAUAAAGGUACAUUAGAUGCUUUGAUGCCCGACGGUGAAAUGGAAUCGAUAGCUCGCGCUAUGUUGAUGUUCACCGAAAUCAAAAGGAUCCUAAAGUUUGGGGGCCGAUAUAUAUGUGUGUCUUUACUUCAAUGUCAUAUCGCCAAGUUUCUUUUCACCUAUUUCAGUGAACAAGGUUGGAUAAUUCGAGUAUGCCAAUGUACGGAAAUUGAAGAUUCUUCCGAUUUCAAUGGUCAACCUGUAUUUAUGGUUGUCUGCACCAAAAUAAAUAAAAUAGCGGGUGCCCAUCCGAUUCUUGAGUGGAAUCCUGAUGGCCAAACAAACGAAAGGUUAAGUUCAAUCGGCGAUUUAUUGGAAAUUGUUUUAGAUACUCAGAAAUCUGUUUCCAUGUGUUAUGAUCUCACUAAAUGCCAAAUGAAUGAUAAGUUUAAUAAUUAUUGUUUUGAAAUCAAUUGUUCUCAAACGAAAACUCCUCGAUAUACAAUAGUAGUUGUAGAAUCGCCCACACAACGAAAUCCAAAUAAAAUGACAUUCGCCGCAUUUAUUGUGCCACACGGUCGCGAACACGAAUGGUUGUUCAAUAGCAGCGAAGGACAAGAAAUAUUGAGAAGAAAUUGUAAUGUAGACCGUUUGGCUAUUAUUAGUAUGCACAGAAGUCAAAUCUACAGAAGUUUGAAACAAGUGCAACAGGAAUUGUCGAGGCUCAUGUUGAAAAUUGCACCACAAGGCGUUUUAAAUCGUGGUGAAACUAUAUUGUUCUUGUCCUUGGAACAGCAGCUUGGAGAUAGAAAAAUCAUUAUGGAAGAUAAGAGUGAAUUUUCUGGUAACUACGUUGUAGAGGAAGUAGUCGGACAAACAAAUGAAGUAUUCAGGCGCUUAGUAUUCCUAAAUAUGCCUCACAUUAUUCAAUCCGAGGCCAAACUAAUAAAAACUCCAAGUGGAGAAACUAAAAUUGACCAGUCACAUUUUCUCAGUGACUACAUACCAUACUUGGGACUCGGAGUAGGAAUCGUAGCGAGCAAACCGUUGAAAGUACCUAGAGUUCUUUUAAUCGGCUUGGGCGGAGGAGUAUUGGUCAAUUUGUUAAUUAAUAUUUAUGAAAAUGUGCAAAUUAUUGCAUUGGAAAUAGAUGAUGUUGUAUACAAAAUAGCGAAAGAAGCUUUUGGUUUAGUUGAAAGCGAUAGAUUAGACGUCAAGAUCUGCGAUGGACUAGAAUACCUAAAAAUAGCAGCCGAUCAGCGUGAAAAAUUUGAUGUCGUUAUUUACGAUGUAGAUGUCAAAGAUCCAACGAUGGGCUUGAGCGGACCUCCUAAGAGUUUUUUGACUCGAGAUGUUUUAGAUUGUGUAAAAAAUUUGAUUGACGAACAAGGACUAUUUUUACUAAAUUUUGUUUGUCGCGCUACUGAUGUCAAAACAGAAAUUUUAAAUAUUUUAAAAACUAAUUUCAAACAACUGACUUCAUUGAAAAUCGCAGAAGAUAUCAAUAAGGUGCUAUUUGCAAGUAAUCAAGGUGUAAAAUUCAAUGAGCGCCUUUUGAGUCAAACUGCUGAAUACAUGAACCAGUGUUCCAGAAGUAACAAGCUCAUAGAUUGUGACGUUAUUGAUAUUUCUACAUUAAAAGACAAUAUUGAAGAUAUUUAGUUGAAGUGUUCCUUAGCUAUUUAUUUUGAUUUAUUAAUUGUUAUCCUUAUGUUUAAGUAAAUUAAAAUUGAGAUUUUAAUUUAAUUCAAUUAAUGUUUAUAUAAUGUACUUGUUUAAAGUUAUUUUAAGUACCCAACAGCCAAUAUUUAAGUUUUAUUAAAAAAAAAUUGUUUAUGCUCAUAUAUUUAUCAUGACUAUUGUUUGUAAUUCAAAUA